AUGGCUCCCGAACCCAAUAACCCCGAGUUCCCCUACUCAUUAACAAUCUCCCUCCCUCUCCCAACAAAACGCCUCGCCUCCUCUGCCCUGCGCACCCUAGAAGUCGACUCAGAAUUGUCCCCUUUCGUGCGGCGCACACUCAGUCUCGAAUCUCCAACCUCCGAAGCUCCCUCAGAGCCUAAGGAAAAGAAACUGAAGCAAGAUCCUGAUGAAUCACAGACCAUCUUGAAGACUACAUACUAUGCGACAACGAAUCGCAUGCUGCGCGUUGCUGUUAACGGCUUUAUGGAGAGUCUUGGUGUUAUCCUUGGUGUUAUGGCUGAGCUGGAUGUUGAUAUUCUUAAGGCUGAGAUGGAGGGUUGA
Molecule: messenger RNA, 363 nt
Organism: Penicillium antarcticum
Lineage: Eukaryota; Fungi; Ascomycota; Eurotiomycetes; Eurotiales; Aspergillaceae
Product: CTAG/PCC1 family protein
Exons: 2
Coding region: 1-363 (120 amino acids)
Cellular component (GO): EKC/KEOPS complex
Source: RefSeq, a predicted model, not a curated record